GUAAAACAAAAUGUAAACAUACGUCCGAUCUAUACCGCAUCCGAUCUGGAAGUAUUGUGUAAUUCUCCUUGAAGUCACUUUCUUUUUUAAUGCAACGGAUUUCGAAAUCGUGUACUCGAUUAGAACGGUAUGUACGUAAAAUAGCCAACCGAGGUGGUUUGUGACACAUGACGCAAUAUGUCUUGUCUAUCAGAUGUUACAAGUAUUCAUGGUGAUCAAAUCGUAGACAUUUAUGAUGUGCCUAUGGAAGACAUCAUUCGACCCUUUCCUCCUGAUCUUAACAACAGCAAAGUUGACAGUCUGGUUGAAACACUUAAGGAUGCCACAAGAAAAAAUGAAGUUCCCCCAAUUGAUAUCCUUUGGAUAAAAGGCAGCAACGGAGGGAAUUAUUAUUACUCAUUUGGAGGUUGUCACCGUUAUGCUGCCCACAAGAAACUUGGAAUGAAAACAAUUCGAGCAAAGCUUAUAACCUCCAACAUUAAUGACCUUAAAGUUUACUUAGGUAGUUCUACACCAAACUUAAAGUAAAUGUUGAAACACCCUAGGAUAAAUCCCUGAUCAUGGGUCACUUUCAGUCUUUAACAGAGAGUUCUAGGGAAUCUGGUAACAUGUAAGAAUGCCAUCAGAACUCAAACCUAAUAGUAAUAGAGAGCAAUAAGAGUAAUAGAUAUAUAUUAAUAUAAUGCUAGAAGAAAGGAGAUAUCUUUUGAUAUUUUCUGUAGUUUUUGCUUUUUCAAACGACGCGACUGUAGCAAAGCGAGUGUUGGUUUUCUUUAUAUUUAAAUAAAGUAGCGUGUUUUGUUUUUUUGUAUUGAAGACAUUCAACAUUUAUCUAAUUUAAUAAAUACAUUGAUAGUCGAUGA
Molecule: messenger RNA, 863 nt
Organism: Daphnia magna
Lineage: Eukaryota; Metazoa; Arthropoda; Branchiopoda; Diplostraca; Daphniidae
Gene: Srx
Product: sulfiredoxin-1
Exons: 3
Coding region: 178-528 (116 amino acids)
Biological process (GO): cellular response to oxidative stress
Cellular component (GO): cytoplasm
Molecular function (GO): sulfiredoxin activity
Source: RefSeq, a predicted model, not a curated record